AUUUAUUGAUAACCUUGAACAUGUACAAAGAUAUUUGAAAUGUGAAUAUGAAAAGAAAUUACAAGUAAAUUUGUUUGAAUAUACUCCACAUGUUGAAUGUCUUGAAUAUUAUCUUCAACAUGUAUUUAGUCAAUGCUUAAAACCUCAUAAAUCUAACUAUAAGGAAUAUAAUAAAGUAUCAGAAUUAUUUGAUUUAUUAAUUACUCAGAUACCAGAUGAUAUUAAACAAAUUAUUGAAAAUUAA
Molecule: messenger RNA, 244 nt
Organism: Scutellospora calospora
Lineage: Eukaryota; Fungi; Glomeromycota; Glomeromycetes; Diversisporales; Gigasporaceae
Source: the annotation of a GenBank genome assembly